This is a messenger RNA of Alternaria ethzedia, 642 nucleotides long. RefSeq lists its product as uncharacterized. The transcript has a single exon. The record is from RefSeq and is a predicted model, not a curated record. The coding region runs from base 1 to 642 and encodes 213 amino acids. NCBI's taxonomy places the organism in Eukaryota, Fungi, Ascomycota, Dothideomycetes, Pleosporales, Pleosporaceae.
AUGCCAGCAAUUCCCCAUCUUCGCGCCGCGCUCGCACCCAGCCAACCCGACCGUUGCCUCAAGACAGAACUGUCGGCACCUUUCGUCGAACUUGCCUGCGAUUUCGAAGUCAACGGAUAUUGCUCUGGCCCUACAUGCGACUACUGGUUCGGCGCUGUGACGCGAUUCCAGAAUAAGCGCCACAUGAGCAUCGAAGAAGCCGCGGCGGACCCGGAACUGUCUGUGAAAGUAGUCAACACCUUGCUGGACAAUGCGCGCGCCAAAUUCAUCCUUGGUCUUGACCUGAUCAACCUUUCGGCAAUGCAAGCGGGAAAGCUUGAUACUGAUCAUGAGCACCACGUUCUCGGCAUCGGACUGCAGGUUAGCAUCGUGCUUAUGUGGCACUGUGACGAGACUCGCACUCGCGCGAUGAGAAGUAAGGAAUGGUCGAAGAUGUACAGGGAUGUCGUUGCAAUGAAAGAGAAGCUGCACAAAUUCGGUACCCAGAUGCUGUGUUGGUCAUCAAGCGAGUAUCCCCCACGGUCCGAGCGAUGCAAUGUCAUGGACAUGACCAUGGAAGUCUUCAGUAUGCUGAUAGCAGAGCUCAAGCGCCGGAUGCGAUAUGGAACGUCUCAGUGUAUUGCUGCAAAGGAUGAGUUGUGA